Messenger RNA from Scleropages formosus (Asian bonytongue), 1446 nucleotides. RefSeq lists its product as uncharacterized. The record is from RefSeq and is a predicted model, not a curated record. Lineage: Eukaryota; Metazoa; Chordata; Actinopteri; Osteoglossiformes; Osteoglossidae. Gene Ontology annotation, cellular component: plasma membrane. The transcript has 6 exons. Bases 382 to 1194 code for a protein of 270 amino acids.
AAUCUUUUUUUGGUAUUUCAUUCUAAUUUUUCUGUUCAACAUGUUUUAAACUGUCGGUGCACAGUAUGCAGGAGACAACUCAGUGAGCAGUGGAGAGGAUAGGCAAAGUGCUUUCUGACAACUUUACCACGAAUCUCCAAUUGAUGAGGCAUAUUGAAAAAAAUGCACAUUCCCUUAUUGGACAAAGUUACAGAAAAGACCCCUCAGUAUUAGCUGGUAAACAUGUACAGGAUGUCAAAACCACAAUGACAUUUAAUACAAAAUGAAACUCUCCUGUUAUUGUACCACACAUGCUGGAUCCUGCACCUGAAGCUGAACAAAUCUUUGUGCGAAACUCUCCUCCCACAAGCGUACGGGUGAACCGAGAUACGGUAUUAAACAAUGUUGGACAUGGUCUUGCUCACUGCUGUGUUAUUCCAACAAGCGUCAGCCUGCAGCAAACUGCCCUCUGUCCACCAGCCAGCCUUCCUGCCUGCAGUGGAAGGAAGCACUGCUUUGCUGCCGUGUCAUGUGUUCCCUGGCAACACGAACCCGGAGAGAAUUCAUUUUCAGUGGUGGUACAGGAAUAAGAAUAAAAAAAUAAAUGUGUACCCAGAUGAUUUAUCAUCUCUAAACCACACAGGACGGGUGUCUCUGUACCCAAGCGGUGACCAGUACAGCUUGACCAUAGCCAUUGCGAGAGUUCAAACCACAGACCAGCUCUCCUACACCUGCAGCUUCUCCUUCAUCCUCAACGGCAGCUACCACAUACUUCAUGGAAAUGGAACAAAGCUCUAUGUACAUGGACCUCUGGAAGUGACCGAGUCCUGUUUCCGCCUCAACAUAAACCUGACCUGUCAAGUUCUCGUCCCUGACACCGACACCAGCGAUAGCGGCGAUGUCACCAUGCUGGGGUGGCGCGGAGCUUUGAGCAAUGAUGAUUUGCCAGCGUACCAGAGCCAGCUCAUGAUGAAGAACAGACGAAUCCUGCUGAGAUCCCAGAUAAGCGUGGCCAUUGCCCACAGCCAAGGCAUCUACACCUGCUCUCUCCAGAGGGGCCCUGACCUCCUGGCACAGAAGAGCAUCCGAGUGGUGACUGAGGCUAACCCAGUGCUGAUCUACGCUGCCAACCUAAUCAUCUCCUUCCUGAUCCUCCUAGUCCUCGUUGUCAUCGUCGUUCUACAGAGGAGAUUCUCCUGCCGGCGCAGGCGUUAGGGGUCCAAGACAGAGGGGACCCUGCUCCUCGAAGGCUGCGAGGUUCCGCUGCCACUCUCACUGCCUUUGGGAAGGUGAAUCCUGCAAGUAGAUUCCGAAAUGUAGGGAACAGAGACAGUACAAGUCCUAACUACUUAGGAUGGUAUUACCAUGCCUGACUGCAAAUUCUCACAACUCACUUUCGUUUUCAUUGCACAACACUGUACCGUGCUUCCCCAUAAAUUACCUUUGUCUGUGCUGUAAAUGUCAUUA